This is a messenger RNA of Perkinsus marinus ATCC 50983, 745 nucleotides long. RefSeq names its product cathepsin L, putative. Gene Ontology annotation, molecular function: cysteine-type endopeptidase activity. NCBI's taxonomy places the organism in Eukaryota, Perkinsozoa, Perkinsida, Perkinsidae. The record is from RefSeq and is a predicted model, not a curated record. The annotation marks the transcript as partial. The transcript is spliced from 7 exons. Gene Ontology annotation, cellular component: lysosome.
UUUGUUGUUGAAGGUGGGACCAGCUGAGCAUGCCAGCUUGAGCCUCUUUGUUUCAGCUGACACUACACAGCUCCCAACUUCGGUGGAUUGGAGGAAUAAGAGUGUAUUAACCCCAGUUAAGAAUCAAGGUUCCUGUGGGAGCUGCUGGGCUUUCUCCACGACCGGUGCUCUCGAGGCGCAGUAUGCCAUCGCUACGGGUAAGCUCUUGUCACUCUCCGAGCAGGAGCUUGUGGAUUGCAGUCACAAAUAUGGGAACGACGGUUGCAUCGGAGGCUACAUGGGGGCUGCUUAUGAGUACAUAAACUCAGCUGGCCUCGAUCAAGAGUCAACCUACCCUUAUAAAGGUUGGGACGAGCCAUGUCGCCCCCGUGAGAAAAAGGCUGACGGAAUCCCGGCUGGCGAGGUUACCGGCGUUCACUUGCUAGCUAAGACUGAGCAGAGCUUGAUGAAAGCGCUGGCGGAUGCUCCGGUCUCCGUCGCCAUGUAUGCCUCGGAUCCCAAUUUCCGCUUUUACCGUUCCGGAGUAAUAUUACGGGUUUUAGCAACCUGUAAUGGAGAGACUGAUCACGCUGUUGUGGCGGUUGGAUAUGGCGCCGACAAAGGAUCAGAUUACUUCAUUCUCAAAAAUUCUUGGGGAUCCAAGUGGGGCAUAGGUGGAUACUUCUUUCUGAAGCGAGGAGUUGGCGGUCACGGUGAAUGCAACAUUCUCGAGUAUAUGCUUGUUCCGACGCUCAAGUCUCGCUAG